GUCGCAGCUUGCUCCUUCCUGCUGCAGGUACGGAAUGGAGGGUGGAAGGGCUGCAGCCUUGCUUCUGAAUUCAGGCACCCCCUUCUCCCUUCUUCCUUCUUUUCCAUCCCCUGUCGAGGGGGCCUGUGGUGUUUGGCUUGUGCUGGUGGGUGGUGCUGGUGGGUGUGCACUGUGGGUGUGUGAGACUUGAGUGGUGUGUGUGGUGUGCGUGAUGUGUGUGUGUGUGAGGAAGUCAUUACCGAGCCGUAAGACAUCGUCAUCUCUCUUCUCUCUCUUUUUCUCUCUCUCUCUCGCUUUCUGUCUGUCUCGCCGCUGCACUUUGCGGUUUUGCUUUUGUUGUAGGGCCGUGUGGAUUGGUGUGGAUGAUGAUCGGAUGAUCGACGAGGUGAUUGGUGGUGAUUGGAGCGGUAGAUGCACCAUGCAUACAUUCUUAUGACUUACUUCUUACUUGGUUGCUCUAGACUCUAGAGUAUUCCUUGGUAUGCAGUACGAUACUUAUGCUGAGCGGUGCGCAAAAGGAAGCAAAUGUUGAAUUCUACAUGAGUAAGUACCGGUAGGCACUGGAUCCGUAUACGAGAG
This is a messenger RNA of Tricharina praecox, 579 nucleotides long. RefSeq lists its product as uncharacterized. Lineage: Eukaryota; Fungi; Ascomycota; Pezizomycetes; Pezizales; Pyronemataceae. The transcript has a single exon. Bases 212 to 436 code for a protein of 74 amino acids. The record is from RefSeq and is a predicted model, not a curated record.